CACAACCUUCCGAACUGGGCUAGUUCCAAACGAUAAGUCAUCCCCACGCGUCGCCACGCGAGGACAUCGAACUCCGCGCCUCCCAAUCCCCAUCGCCACCUCACCUCACCUCCUUCCCCCGUCCACCCGCACCAACCCCCAUGGACGGCGCCUUCGACAUCCCCGACUCCACCGAUUGGCUCAACACGCCCUUAAACCUCCUCAGCACGCUCGAAAAUGCCCUCCACUGCCAGAUCUGCAAAGAGUUCUACGACACGCCGAUGACCACGUCGUGCUGCCACACCUUCUGCUCGAAAUGCAUCCGCACCUCGCUGUCCACCGACGGCAAGUGCCCUGCGUGUCGGACGGCGGACCAGGCGAGCAAGUUGCGCAAUAAUUGGGCGCUGCAGGAGGUUGUGCUUGCUUUUCUUGCUGCGAGGCCGGCGGCUUUGGGCGUUGCGAGGAAGGAGCGCGAUGCGUUGGAGGAGGCGAAGAGGGGCACGAAGUCGGGGAAGCGGAAGAGAGCGGUGCUCGAUUCGGAUGAUGUGGCUCAGAUGGAGGUGGAGGGGCGAAGUACACGGCGGAAGAGUCAGAGGAUUGCGGCGUCACAUGGUUCACAGCCCGAAGCGAUUGAUGAAGUCGACGACUCGGACGCAGGUAGCACCUUCGAGCCCGAGCACGAAGAGCCAAUCGACGACGGCCUCGUCGAAUGCCCACUAGGCUGCGGCAAGCGGAUGAAAAUCGAAGCCGUGGAACCACAUCUCGACCGCUGCGAAGAUGAACGCAAACAAGCGAGUAGAUCCCAAUCACGAACGCCUCUCAGCAACGGCCUGCAUCGACUCCCGAAUACCAACAACUCCUCCACCACCAAACCCCAAGACCGCAUCUCCGAAUUCAACUACUCCCUCCUCAACGAAACAAAACUGCGCAAAAAGCUGGAAGAAGCCAGUAUUCCCGCCUGGGGCCCGAAACAGCUGCUCAUCAAGCGGCAUACAGAAUGGGUGAAUUUGUGGAAUGCGAAUUGCGAUUCGAGUCGGCCGCGCAGCAAGAGAGAAUUAUUGCAGGAGCUGGAUACAUGGGAGCGGACGCAGGGGGGUCGCGCGCCGGGUGUGAAUGGGUUGGCGAGUAGUGUUAUGCGGAAGGAUUUUGAUGGGGUGGGGUGGGCGAAUAAGAAUCGAGGGGAUUUUGCAAAGUUGAUUGAUCAGGCGAAGAGAAAACACGGGAGUCCUGGUACAGAAGGGGAGGGGACAGGGAAGAAUGUGGAUGAGGCUGGACAAGAUGGCACUACAGUGAAGUCCCUCGAGGGGGCUGGCGAUAUACCGCCUCCGAGUGGACAGAGUGCUCGCGCUGGAGAGGAGAACGUGGAAGCAACCGACCUGUUUGCGCCGCGACGCGAUGAGUCGAUGACACCCUCGGGCGAACAACACCAUGACCCACACAACAACCACACCCGCAGACCAAGCCUACCAAUCGACGUUACCCCCGCCGUGGCAGGGAGUCCGCCAAGAAAGGUCCCCAUGUUCCGACUACCGGAAGUGCCUGUCAGGGAUGUGGAUGCGGACGGGCAUGGAGGACAUUGAGUGGCUGAUCCUUCAAUGAAGUGGUUCUAGCUAUGAGAUAUGUGUAUCGACAAGAAAGCUUAUAUUCCAUGUGAACAUAAUAUCAUAUCCAUACUUGACCGACAGAUACAAGGCACUCUUCAUAUACACACAACGCGCGCGCAAAUCACGAAUAUCCUCCCCCACGAUCCAUGCCCAGCACGCCCAAAAAAUCAAAACAUCAACCCCUCACUUCAACGCCGCAUAAGCCUCCUCCCCCCUGUCCCCCUCCCCUCCACUCCCCGCCCCACCAG
Molecule: messenger RNA, 1831 nt
Organism: Neohortaea acidophila
Lineage: Eukaryota; Fungi; Ascomycota; Dothideomycetes; Mycosphaerellales; Teratosphaeriaceae
Exons: 1
Coding region: 141-1559 (472 amino acids)
Biological process (GO): DNA damage tolerance; protein monoubiquitination
Cellular component (GO): Rad6-Rad18 complex; nucleus
Molecular function (GO): ubiquitin protein ligase activity; single-stranded DNA binding
Source: RefSeq, a predicted model, not a curated record